Rhododendron vialii is the source of this 2463-nucleotide messenger RNA. RefSeq lists its product as uncharacterized. NCBI's taxonomy places the organism in Eukaryota, Viridiplantae, Streptophyta, Magnoliopsida, Ericales, Ericaceae. The record is from RefSeq and is a predicted model, not a curated record. The transcript is spliced from 3 exons. Bases 161 to 490 code for a protein of 109 amino acids.
AUACCAGCAAGCAACCAAUACGCACGCCAAAAUACUCAGUUUUCAAACUCCAUAAAAUAAAAUAUCCCGAUUCCAAAAAAUAUCUAUCGCCUCGGGGAAUUUUUCGACAGCCACCGGCGGUGUUCAUCUCCGGCGAUCAUUACACUUUUACCAAUUCCAAAUGGAAAAGAAGAGAGAGAGGGAUCCAAGUAUGUGGUGGACAAACGAGAGGCACAUGGACUACUUGAAUUCAAUGGAGGAUUCGUUCGUCCAAACCAUGCUUAAAAACAACGGUUCCUUACUCCGGCUCGAUCGGUAUGUGCCGGAUAGUUCAGAGUCAACCCUUGACUUGAAAUUAUCGGAGAGGAGAAGGAGAAGGAGGCAUUCUACCUCAUCAGAUAUUCUUCACAUUCCCUACCCAAAGACAAGGACUGACAUGAAAACGAAAAGACCAUCAUCUCAGCCCCACACUUGUUCAUCUCAAGAUCAGGUGGUCCCUCAACUUGCAUGAAAUGGAUUAGUGGAUAACGGCGAGAGAGGCCAUGUGCGUGUUCCCUCAUCACUUUCGUGGCGCCUGCAGACAACUAAUGGCAGAGAUGCUUGUUGCAGUGGUUGAAUUGUUACUACUAAUCGAAGUCAUUGUAAUAGCUAGCUAGCUAGUAGUUCUGGACUAUUAGGCAAAUAACUGGCGAUUUGUGUGACAAACUAUUAAUGCUUACAUUGGAGGAUGUCAUGGAGAUUUCUAGCUCCUUCACAAUUUUACUUGUCAAUGAUUUGUCAUGCCGUUUAGUACUUUUACUUCAAACCAAUAUGGUAAGUGAUUUGUGAAAGAAAUUUCGAAAAUCUACAGACAAUUGGAUCUAUCCCAAUAACUAUUUCAUUAACUUCCAUAAAUUGGUUUAAGUGAAGAUCAACCGCAUUUGAAAUGGAAGGUCUGAAGCUCUGAGUAUGACAAGAACUAAAACAGAAUGGCGGAUGUAGGUUGUUUCUUUGGCCUGCUUGCACUCAGAAAACACAAGGAGACACUUUUCAUUGAGAAUGGCUAGAAAGCACUCUAAUGCCCGAGUCACUAUAUUUCGAAAGAGAAGUUACCCAGCAACUUGGUUGCCGAUACCCAAUAACUUUUUAGCCGUCACCCAGCAUUACCCGGCAACUUGGUAGCCGUUACCCAGUAAUUGGUUGCCGUUACCUAACAACUUUUUAGUCGUCAAGUAAUCCCAGUAACUCUAAGUUGAAAUAAGGUAUUGAGCUGCCUCAAUUCUAGGUACGAUGAUCUACUUAAUGAGUUUAUACUCGGCUUGCAAGUUUCUCCAUUUUUUCCAACUCCUGAAGCCUUCGCUGAUUAUGAGUUGAUCAUAGGACGCGAAAUAUUCUCAUUCUUACGUGUAAUGUUUGGACGCGCUGAAUUCUAAUGUAACGCCGGUUUAAGUGGGCAAGUGGUGCCACCUCAACUCCACCCAUCUGAUGUUCGUCGAGCUGCCCGAAAUGGGGUUUAGCCUUCCCUUGUCUAUUUUGAUCUCCCUCGGUUUUCUCUCUCAUUUUAUUUUCCUUUGAUCCAUUGUUGCUUGGAAUAACUUAGUUCACAUUGUGGGCUAGCAUUUUGUGCCUACAACCCCCAAAAGAGGGUGUAAACCCACAAUUAAAUACUAGCCGCGUAAAACAUACAAAAAGUCCGGGAACACAACUCCGAACAUAACCGUAUCCAGAGCUCAUAUACAUUGAGCCGCUCCGGAUGUAGUUAUGCCGGGAGUUGUGUUUGCAACAAUUGACUAAAGUGAUGAUGCCAUGAGCAAGUGAAUUUUUAUACACUCGUUAAAACAGAGAGGCAACUAGAAGCAAAUCUUUUACUAUUAUACAAAAGCAUUCCAAUCACUGCUAAAUAACCAGCUGAUCUUCUCACUCUAAAUUGGUGUGUCGAGCUCGAACUGCCUCAGGCCCUUCCCCCAAAACCUCACCCAGCUUAAAAACCACCAUCUCAAACAACACAAACAGAGCCCCUUCGUAUAGACUCCCCAUCGGAAGCAGCGGCCGGGAUUCUCCCGCUUCAUCGUCCGCCAUAGUCUGCGCCGGAACAUGACCGACUACGCUCGCGUACGCCACAGACGAUCCGGACUCGGGCUGAGCUGUGAGCAACAACACGCGGGCGCCGCUGGAUCGAGCCACGCCGCAGAUCGCAUCGACGGUGGAGAACCCGCCGGGCCCCGCCGAGGCGAUCAGGAGGUCGCGGGGGGAAAUUGGGGGGGUGGUCAUGUCGAAGAUGCAGUGGGCCGAGAGGCUCAGGUGGGCCAGUCUCAUGCAGAGGGCUUUCAGCAUGAGGCCCUCCCGGCCCACUCCGUAUACGAAGAUCUUGCCGUUACGGGCGGCGGCGCAGGAGAUUUCUUCAACUAGGAUGUCGAGAGGUGGUGGUGUGGUGGUGGGGUUGGUGAAGACGGAGCUUAUCUGAUUGCAUAUUUGGGAGGCUAAGGUUGACAUUGUUUUUCUCUC